Falco peregrinus (peregrine falcon) is the source of this 756-nucleotide messenger RNA. RefSeq names its product ubiquitin-conjugating enzyme E2 L5-like. Lineage: Eukaryota; Metazoa; Chordata; Aves; Falconiformes; Falconidae. The transcript has 4 exons. Bases 134 to 586 code for a protein of 150 amino acids. The record is from RefSeq and is a predicted model, not a curated record.
GCUCCAGGCCGCCCCAGGCCUCUCUGGCACCACCACUCGACCCGUGCUGGGGGCGGGGCUAGAGCAGCUUGUCCCGCCUCCUGUGGACGUGGCCCGGCAGAGCCCCGCCCACCAGCACCGGGCAUCGCUGACCAUGGCCGGGAGGAUCGCGAAGGAGCUGGAGGAGGCGCGGCAGUGGUGCGGGGUCCGGCAGCUGCGGCCGCUGGAGGGCGACAUACGGCGGUGGACGGGGCUCCUGCUGCCCAACAACCCCCCGUACAACGCUGGCGCCUUCCGCUUCGAGCUGACCUUCUCCCCGCACCACCCGCUGGUCCCCCCCUGCGUCACCCUCCGCACCGACAUCUACCACCCCGGCGUGGACACCGAUGGCCGUGUCUGCCAGCCCCUCACCUCUGCCCAGCACUGGGUGCACACCACCCGUGCCAUCCAAGUGCUGCAGGACCUGCUGCUGCUGCUGGACAGCCCGGACCCCCAGCGUGUGCUGCGGCAGGAUCUGGCCCGCGAGCUCCAGGAGACCCCCGAGGUGUUCCAGCGACGGGCCGGGAAACAUACCCGAUGCCACGCUGAGCCGCGCCCUGGCCCCUGAGCCCCCCGCAGCCGGGGGCACCCCGACGUUACUCCCCACUCCCUGCGCCAGCCCAGCACAGCCCCGUGCCCCAGCACCAUAGCCUGGGCUUGGGGUCCCAGCCUGGUGGCACGGGGGCCUGGCACUCCAUGCGGGUCACGUCAGCCGUUAAUAAAUUUCCUCCCACUUUG